Colletotrichum siamense is the source of this 999-nucleotide messenger RNA. RefSeq names its product Versiconal hemiacetal acetate esterase (gene Est1-0). The coding region runs from base 1 to 999 and encodes 332 amino acids. The transcript has a single exon. The record is from RefSeq and is a predicted model, not a curated record. NCBI's taxonomy places the organism in Eukaryota, Fungi, Ascomycota, Sordariomycetes, Glomerellales, Glomerellaceae. Gene Ontology annotation, molecular function: hydrolase activity.
AUGGACUCCCUCUCUUAUCUGAUCCUCAAACAGCCGCCUCCCUUCGACCCGGAAUGGCUCCAGCACGAAGAGGCAGCCAACCUCAGAGCGCCCAAGCAGACCUACGCCUCUCCUCUCGACCGCCAGCCCAUCUACGCAGAAGAACGCCGCCGCACCACCGGAGACAUGCUCGCGCCCUCGGGACCGCUUCACCACCUCGCCCGCAUCUCCAAAGCCCACCUCACCGCCCCAUCCACGCUAGAUGCCUUCCCGAUUCCCAUCCUCCGCUUCUCGGACCCGCAGAAUGAGACCUCGGACGUGGCGGUGGUCUACUUCCACGGCGGCGGGCUCUGCGUCGGCGAGGCGGACAGCGAGGAGCUCUCGUGCCGCUGGAUCGUUGACGGCGUGCCCGCCACGGUGUAUUCCGUCGGGUACCGCCUCAUGCCCGGCGUCCCUGCCGCGACCUGCGUCCGCGACGCGGUGGAUGCGUUCACGUACGUCAGGGGCCUAGUCCCCGAGGCGACGGUUAUUGUGGUCGGGAGCAGUAGCGGCGGACAGCUUGCCGCCGCGGUCUCGCAGAUUGUGCCGCGGGGGAGUCUGCAAGGCGUGGUGCUGCGGUGCCCUGUCACCUCGGACGGGGGCACGUCGGUUGAGUUUGUGCCGGAGGGGUUGAGGGGAGCGUAUACCACGGCCACGCCCGCGUUCGAGACGACGUCGUUGCCGGUGUUUAAGAGGGCUGUGCCGCGGGACGGGCUGGAGAGGUUGCCGUUGGAGGUUGGGGUGGAGGAGGUGCGCGGGAUGGGAAUGCCAAGGGUUUGGGUGCAGGUUUGUAGUAAUGAUACGCUGUAUGGGGAUGGGGUUUGCUAUGCGAUGUUGAUGAGGGAGGCGGGGGUCGAGGUUGAGGUUGAGGUGGUGGAGGGGUGGCCGCAUACGUUUUGGGUGAAGGCGCCUGGGCUGGAGGGGGCGAGGAGGGCGGAGGAGGGGAUGGUGGAGGGAUUGAAGUGGGUUCUGGGGGGGUGA